AUGAAGGACGACGUGCGCAGGCUCCUAUGCGUGGACCACCUCCCGCUCCUCAUGCACCAGCUGGCGGCGCCAUCCAGCCGAGCCCAUGUGGCGAUUCCGGCGGCGACGCGCGACGACAAUACGCUGCCAACGAACGGGCUACUGCAGCAUGGACUGUACCGGAAGCACACGCUCGACCAACGAAGCCGUGGCAAGCUCGAGCUGGAAGCAUGCUACGUUGGCACGGAGCUCCGCACGACGAUGCCCAACAAGGGCGCGCUUGUCGGCAACGUGUACGACGAGGUCCCGGACGAGUCGGACGAGCUCGUGUACGAUGCGCUCGAGAAGGCGUACAAUGCAGCCUUUACGAUGAGCUCAACAGAAAAGCUCGAGCGCGAACGCAAGAUCCAUGUCUGCAUGAACGAUACGUCGUUUGUGCAUGCGAAACCGGCGGCGCCGAGCCACGUGACGUCGCCCUUUGACACGAUCGAUACGUGGCGCGACGCGCUUUUGGAAGGGCGGAAGCGAGCGAUCUUUGCCGUCACGAAGCGCCAGGCCCUUUGCGACAUUGACGCCUACAAGGCGGUGCUCCAAGCGCAGCACGACGAGACACUACAGAAACUGCAGACACGCACGUUGGAGGGCUCCGCACAGGACCUUUGGACCUCUGCAGUCGUGGGCGAAUCCUCAGCGCUCAGCCUUGCCGCCUCUGCGCUUCACGAACGGCGUUUGCACCGACAACGCACCUUGCGAGACCUUGCCGCAUCAUGCCUCGAAGCCCAAGGCAAGCUACGAAGCCGCAGUGCAAAGCGCGCGAACGGCUCGCUGACGUCGCACGACGACAACGACUCUGCUCUCUCGAGCUCGCCCGACCAGCGGCGCGCGGCCAAAGACAAGCCCGUCAUGAUCUCUCGACAACGAGAUAUCCUCGGGGACAACGUCAAGAUGACGCAUUUUCUCCUGGCCGAAGCCACGUUUUACACUCAAAUGCUCCUUGGCCAGCGUCCGCCACAAGGCAUGACGGCCAGCGAGCACUUUUCAUCGACUGCCUUGGGGCUCGAGGAGAUUGCUCGGGUCGCCGAAAUCACGGCGAGUACUCUCUACAAGGAACAUGCUUGCCAAGUCGGCGAGUUUGACGCCGAGUGGCAGCGCUGGCGCCAGCGCAUCUCGGACGAAGACCGCAUCCAGGCGAUGCUGCCGCGUCAUUUCGAACUCGCGACCGUGCCGUCGCCGACGACCGUCGUCUCGGUGCCCAACCCGUUUCAGGAUGCCUCCAAGUGGGCAUGGCUCGACGAUGACGCUUCGUCACCAGUGCUCAGCGACGACGACAACGCGUCCAAGAGCGUGCAACGCAUGAAGACGCUGUACGCACAGGGUGUCAACGGCAUGGUCGUGUCGGCGUCGCCUCCGGUGCACGAGGUUCUGGCACUGCUGACGCAGCUCGGCCAGCGCGAAAACAAGUGGGGUCCGCACUUGAUUGUGACGAGCUGCGAGACUUUGGCGCUGUGGGAGUCGACGAUCGAGGCCAAAGAGGGUACCGACCUGCGACUGCUCCCGUACUGGGGCAGCGACGACGACCGCGCGACGCUCCGGAGUUUCUGGGCCGACGACCGGAUACGGGCCAAGACCGGUCCAUUCCACGUCGUGCUGACAACGUACCGGGUUCUGGCCGCGGACAUGGCCCACUGGCAUGAGCUUCAGUGGCAGCUCGUCGUGUACGACCGGCCACGAACACUGCUGCCAGAGCUACUCCAUGUUCGCUGCCGCCAGCGCUGGCUCCUUGCCGUGCCGGACGUCAGCGUCGAUGCGCGCCUGCUAUUACACUUUGUGCUCCCAGAGCUGUUUGACUCGAAGCAAAAGACACUGGCGUGGGGCACGAGCGGGUUCGAUGCCAGCGCCAUUGACCAACUCCUGCGUGUGCUCCAACAGGUCGUUGUUGCUGUUGGCUGCGAUGACGCGCCAGCGCUGGCGAACGUGGUGCGCUGCACGACUGCGGCCUGCGACGUUGAACGAGCAGCGCUCAUCAAGAUGGACGCGACGCCAGUAACCGAGUACGUGCUCUCGACGCCGCUGCUUCGCACGGAACGCCGGCACUUGGCUCGUUUCAAGAAGCAGCGCAAGGUGCACCGGUUCGCAAUCGAAGCAAAAAAGCGGCUCUUGAAGCGAUCUCACUUGCCGUCGGCGUCGGCGUCGGCCUUUGAUAUGCCGGUGCCGAGCACGGGCCCAAAGAAGCGCAACAGGUCGUCGGGAUCCCGCGCCAAGAAGCGCGUCACGCGCUGUGGCAAGUGCCCGGGCUGCCUCGCGGGCGACUGCAUGGAGUGUGGCCACUGCCAGGAUAUGAAAAAGUACGGCGGUCCUGGCCUGCGGAAACAGUCGUGCAAGAACCGCAAGUGCACCAACCCGCAAGUGAUGACGGGGUCGUCGUCGACGGCGGCGUCAGCCGCGACCGCCAAUUUGGACGACGAAGACGAGGACGGCGCGGCGCUCGCUCUCAAGGCCGACGACGACGGACACUUUUCCGAGUCGCAGGGAUCUUCAGAGAGCGACCAGAGCAAGCUGGACGACGACAUGGACGACUCGAUGGACGAUUCGAUGGAGGAAGGGGACUUGGACGAUGCACCGCUGAGCAAAACGGCGGCGAAGUCGCUCAAGUCCAAGCGCCGUAGCAAGCUCGCGAGCCUCAACAACCGCAGCCGUGUCAUGCGCUGCGGCGUCUGCGUCGGCUGCCUCUCGCCCGACUGCAUGAAGUGCCGGCACUGCCAGGAUAUGAAAAAGUAUGGCGGCCCCGGCCUGCGCAAGCAGUCGUGCAAGAGCCGCAAGUGUGUGACACCCAAAGUCGUCGUGCUCAACCAAGGCAUGGACGAAGACGGCGAGCUGUUGUACCUUGGCGACGACGCGUGGCCGCCUGUCAAGUCGUCGGUCGCGGUGACGCCGAUGUGGGCGCGCGAGACGCUCCUCGACCUUGGCAGCGGCCUCGGCGUCGCGUACCUUCUCCAGCGUCAGCUCGACCGCUUCCUCAAGGUCCCGUGCAUGAAUUGCGAAGCACGGUUUGCGACGCCGGCGCUCAAGCAGCUGCACCACCAAGUGGUCCACGCCAAGAAGACGGCCAGUGUUCCGCGCUGGCAACGCGAGCUCGCCGUUGCUGCCGUCGCGCCGUCGCUCCAGUACUCGCUCGUCGCGAGCGAAGCCACGCGCACAAAACCUCUGGACUUUGAACCGGCGGGCUAUGCCAAGCUCGUGGGUCCCGGCUUGUGCUACUACAUGCUGCAGACCGACAUCACGCUCGGCCGCCUCUCGUCCAAGUGGCGCGACCGGUACGAGUCUCUCGGCAUCAACUUUGCGCGCGGCCUCGCUGGCGGGUCGAUCGACUGCCACCUCGGCGACGACCUCAUGAUCUCGGCCAAGCACGCGCGCAUCAAGUGGGAUGUCGAGCGCCAGCAGUUUACGAUCCAGUGCCUCAGCUUCCUCACGAGCAUCUCGGUCAACGGGCGCGACCUGACGCUGGCCUCGGCGCCGCUCGGCCUUCGGAGCCGCAACCUGAUCCAGAUUGGCGCCUUCUACUUUUUCUUCCUCCUCCCCAUGGGCAACCAUGCGGCCACGUCGAGUCUGCCGCCGGGCCCGCCGGCCGAGGCGGCGUCGCGCCAAGUGCUACCGCGCGCCGAGGUCCUUGCCUGGCUGGACGCCAAGCGCAAGCGUGCGCUCGAAAGCGGCGAGAACGCGGCCGUGAAGCGCGCUCGCUACAACUAGG
This is a messenger RNA of Saprolegnia diclina VS20, 3727 nucleotides long. RefSeq lists its product as hypothetical. Gene Ontology annotation, molecular function: ATP-dependent chromatin remodeler activity; histone binding; DNA binding. The coding region runs from base 1 to 3726 and encodes 1241 amino acids. Gene Ontology annotation, cellular component: Ino80 complex. The transcript is spliced from 9 exons. Gene Ontology annotation, biological process: DNA repair. The record is from RefSeq and is a predicted model, not a curated record. Lineage: Eukaryota; Oomycota; Saprolegniomycetes; Saprolegniales; Saprolegniaceae.